AUGCACUACUAUCCAAUCUUCUUGCUCUCUGCCACUCUCGCUGGUAUGAACGCUGCGACAACCCGAGACCAAAACCCGCUCGGCGAGGAGUGGACGAUCGAGUCGAUGAAGCGAGUUUGCAAUGAUAACGACACAAGUUGCACUUGGACGUUCCGCGUCAACACCCACACCGAGGGAAUCAAGCCCACCCCCGUGGAAUACAUCGUCGAAUCUACGAACAACACGACCGCGUCCCGCUCGAUUGGUGGUCCAUCAAAGUUUGGAAUAUUCACCGUCACAAGUACAUGGAGGGACUACUUUGGGCUGGAAGGUGCAUGGACAACGUUGAGUGUCAUCGACUACGGCAGGAAGCUGUUGGUGUACCCUGCCUACACAGAUAAGCAGGUUAAAGGGGGUGAAGUUGUCAAGCCUGAUCAGGUCUAUGUUCCAGAGAACGUCCCAGCUUAG
Messenger RNA from Clonostachys solani, 447 nucleotides. NCBI's taxonomy places the organism in Eukaryota, Fungi, Ascomycota, Sordariomycetes, Hypocreales, Bionectriaceae. The record is from the annotation of a GenBank genome assembly.